This is a messenger RNA of Mytilus californianus (California mussel), 1533 nucleotides long. RefSeq names its product prolactin-releasing peptide receptor-like. Gene Ontology annotation, molecular function: neuropeptide Y receptor activity. Gene Ontology annotation, biological process: neuropeptide signaling pathway. Gene Ontology annotation, cellular component: membrane. The record is from RefSeq and is a predicted model, not a curated record. Lineage: Eukaryota; Metazoa; Mollusca; Bivalvia; Mytilida; Mytilidae. The transcript has 3 exons. Bases 98 to 1342 code for a protein of 414 amino acids.
GAGAAGAAGAAGAUCUCAGUGAGGAAUAUUCUGGAUUAAGAUUCACACUUGAGGAUGUUUUGAAAUGCAAUAUUUCUUGUAAAACUAAAAACUAGAAAUGGCUCUAGUGGAUGCUGAAGAAACCUACAUAGAACUUAUCUUUAAGUUUUUUCAAGACAACAAUGAAACAGAUAAUGUAGAUUUCACUAGACCUCAUGUUCGACCGUCACUUCGGUAUGUAUAUCCCAUGUUUAUGUUCCUUCAUGCGUUAAUUGGCAUUGCUGGAUUUGUUGGAAAUGUUGGAAUUUUGUUUAUCAUUGGAAAACACCGUCUAUACCGCGACCAAACACAUUUCUUUUUGGGCAACAUAGCAUUUGCUGACAUUAUUAAAUGUGUUGUUGUACUACCAAUAACACUUGCAAAUCUGCUCAUUCACAAUUGGAUUUUUGGAAGUUUCCUUUGUUUCUUUCUGCCUAUGAUUCAAUGCUUUCCAAUACACGCUUCCAUGUUGACAUAUCUUAUGAUUGCCAUUGACAGAUAUCGCUUUAUUGUUACACCAUUUAAGACGAGAGCACCUGCUGGACUAUGUAUCAUAGGGGUCUGGGUUGCAGCUGUAUGCGUCGUUUUGCCUUAUGCGGUUUAUAUAAAAUUUAUAGAUCUUGGUGCUAUUUUAGGAUAUCGUUUUGAAGGAGUUGGAAUCUGUUACGUUAACCAAGAGCGACAUAUUGAAGAGUACAUCCGAGCCAUGUUUGUUACAUUGUAUGCUAUGCCUUUAGCUGUUAUUGGGUUUCUUUGCGUCAAGGUUUCUGCAGAACUAAAAAUGUUAGAAACUCGUCCAAUGUACAGCGUCCAUUAUUCCUCUAAUACAAAUUCAUCUCAAGUAACUUGGCCGGAACAAAAUGGUAAUGUGAAGAAUGAUUCAUCAACAGCAAGUAAUGAAUAUAAACCUAAACACACAUAUCAAGGAAACAAUAAUCAAGACACCGAUGAUGAUAUAGAUGUUGACAAAGAAAAGAGAACUCAGAACUAUAUAAUAACCAUGGUAACGUUAUUUGCCAUGUGCUGGUGUCCUCUCAAUAUUCUUAUCCUCGUGCAGUAUUUCGUUCACGAGAAUGGGGACAACACCGGUCAUUUUGAUAUAACAUAUAUAACCUUUACGUGGUUUGGAUUUCUGUCAACAUGUACAAAUCCCGUAUUGUUUGCAUCAUGUCACAUGUCAGAUUCUACCAAAGAUCGAUUAAAAGGCUAUUUCCGUUUUAGUACAAAAGGGAAACAAAAGCCACCAAGACGUGGAAAACAGGAUCCAAGAGAAAGUUUCGAAUUUGAACACCGCGUGGAAGGUCAACGUGUUGAUAGUGUGUGAUAAUAGUCAAAUACAGGACGGGUUGGAAAAUUUAAUUUGUAUUCUUUGUAUUAAGUUAGUGAAUUGUUAUCUGCAUGCGAACCACUGAUUUAUUUCAGAAAAAAAAACAAAUCGAUUGUCUGUUAUCAAAAGUACUGGUUAAGGUGAAUGAUGUUAAAUGGAUAAACGGUUUCUAUAUUUGACAUUAAUUU